ACAUUCGCUUUGGACGGACGAGUGAGAAUCUUGCAGUCCCACUCCUCCCCCCCGUCGCCGUCGCCGCCGCCGCCGGUCCAGCCCAAACCCUAGCCGCCGAGCUCGCCGCCGGCCGCCGGCCAUGGACCGCAAGCGCAUCAACGACGCGUUAGACAGGCAUCUGCGGACGGCCGCGGAGCGGCCGUCGCCCUCCACCUCCCGCGGCGCCAAGCCCAAGCCGCCCUCCGCGGCCGCCCCCAAGCCCAAAGGUAUCCUCCGCCCCCCCUCCCGCCGUCCGUCCACCUCCUCCGCCGCCUUACUCUAUCUUAUUACGUUUGUUUGCGCGUUCGGGGCGGCAGAGCAGCUGGAUUCGGAUAGCAGCGACGAGGGGGGCAGCGCCGGCGGCUCCUCGGAGGCGGACGACACCUUCUGGAUCAACUGGUUCUGCGCCAUGAGGGGCAACGAGUUCUUCGCCGAGGUCGACGACGACUACAUCCAGGACGACUUCAACCUCUGCGGCCUCAGCGCCCAGGUCCCCUACUACGACCACGCCCUCGAUCUCAUCCUCGACCUCGAGCCGGUCCAGGAGGAUGUGUUUGCCGAUGACCAGAAUGAACUGGUUGUCGCGUCCGCGGAGAUGCUUUACGGUUUGAUCCACGCCCGGUACAUCUUGACUACUAAGGGCUUGGCGGCAAUGCUGGAGAAGUUCAAGAACUGUGACUUUGGAAGGUGCCCCCGCGUAUCCUGCUCUGGCCAGCCCUGUCUUCCAAUGGGCCAGUCCGAUAUCGCUAGGACCAGUACCGUCAAGAUAUAUUGCCCUAAAUGCGAAGAUCUCUACUACCCAAGAUCGAAGCACCAAGCCAAUACAGACGGGGCAUACUUUGGGACGACGUUUCCUCAUAUGUUCAUGAUGACCCACUCACAGUUGAAGCCACAGAAGCCAGCGCAGCAAUACGUUCCGCGGAUAUUCGGCUUUAAAGUCCAGAAGAAAACAUGACGGUAUCAUGGCGGCGAACUGCCUUGUGCUUGUCUUUGCCUAGUCAGUCUCCAGGAAUGAUGGGGAUCCACACUAUAGCUGGGCAUGGAAAAUGCUAUGGCCGAUUCAAGACAACAAGACACCAAACAACUAUGGCACAUUCUUUUUCUGUAUGAAGGCCUGCUCUCUGGAAAAAAAAAUCUUGAGGAGCUUUGAUCAACCUGUCAGAUCCAUGUCAUUAUUUGGUAUUUGCACGAUCCCAGUGAAAUGGGAAAUGGGUUUGUGCAUUUGCUCUGUUUUUGAUUUUGGAUGCGCGUCCAGACGGGGCAGUAUGUUGAUGAAUCUGUUGUGUAUCCUAAUGUAUUUUCACUCUUCAUUCUGUGGUGACGAGCAAUUGGUCGGAUGAGACUGCUGGAGGAAAUGGUGUUUCGCACUAUUA
Molecule: messenger RNA, 1394 nt
Organism: Hordeum vulgare subsp. vulgare (domesticated barley)
Lineage: Eukaryota; Viridiplantae; Streptophyta; Magnoliopsida; Poales; Poaceae
Product: putative casein kinase II subunit beta-4
Exons: 4
Coding region: 122-976 (284 amino acids)
Cellular component (GO): protein kinase CK2 complex; cytoplasm
Molecular function (GO): protein kinase regulator activity
Source: RefSeq, a predicted model, not a curated record